UUUCUUUUGCGUUGCUGUUGCUGCCUGUCUCUGGCUAAUGGAAAUGUUAUAAACAGAGGCAGUGGGCACGGCCACGAUUCAGUUCAUCUUCAGUCGUUGUCAGGCCCGCUUGGUUCUACCUAGGAGCAGGAGUUCAAGGAUAACGCACAACCACAGACACAGUCAAGGCUCCUCUUUAGCAUCGUAAAUAUCUACAGAACUUGGCAACAGAAUGCAACUCUUUGUGCUGUCAACGCUGGUGCUGGUGCUGGGGCUGGCCUCCUUGGCCGCCAGCCAGAACCCACUGGAUGCAAGUGGCGCAGCCGUCGAAAUCCAGCAGCAGCGGCUGAUCAAAUUUCCCGAGGAAUUUGAUCCCAAUGUGGCGCCACCUACGGCCGAGAAGGUGGACGAGGCGAAGCGCAUUCUCGAGCAGAUUGCACGCGUCAAUGAGGCCUUUGGCUACGUGAAGAAGCAGCCGGAGCAGAAGAAGCUCCCGCCCAUACUCGACUCCAGUCAGUAUUUGUUCCCCAAGCCCGCCUAUCAGCCGUUCCACGCGCAGCAGCACCACUUUGCCGGCAGCCACGGCCAGACGCUGCUCGAGCCCUCGAUUCGUGCAGUAAAACUGACACGAAAUGUGGCAGGAUCCAGCUACAAUGUGCCACCAAGGCUGCGCAAGGGCACAGUCGCACCAGCCAGUGUGGAGGUGCAGCAAUCGCAGCUUUAUUUCCGACCCAACCAAGUGGAGCUGCCAAAGCCCACAACGGCGCAGGAGGCACAGCAGCUGCCCGCCCACUUUGUCAUCCCUGUGCACCUGUACAAGCUGAACAAGGAGCAGUAUCUGCGGGAGCAUGCCGCCCAGGAGUACCGCGUCAAGGGCUACAAGAUCAUCGGCGACGUGGACAGCUUCUAUGGCAAGGCCAAGUCGGGCAGGAAGCAGGGCAAGACCACGCCCAAAUAUCAUUUGUUCUUUCUGCCCAGAGAGCUGGCGCUGAACGAGGAUGGCACACCCAAGAGGGGCAAUGGCACAGCGACCACCAAAGCCCCAGCUGCGCCGCAGAACUUCAAGGAGUUCCGUUUGGACUCCAGGGAGAGGCCUUCCAACAAGCCUGCCCACAGAACGCAGACAACUGUGGCAGCUGCCACCGACAAUAGUCUGGCAGCCGCUGGGAAUCGCAAGCGUGUGAGCACCACCGUGAAACCUGUGCGGGGAGCUGCGUCUGCUGGUGGCAAGGACGCCGAGCAGCUGUCACCCACCAUUGCCACAACAUCUGCGCCCUCAAGCCUACCUCCUGCCGGCGGACUCCUGCCCAAUCGCAAUCGUUUGAAUCCCUUCCGCGUUUCCGGCAUCAACAUCGCCGAUAUGCAGAACCAAACAUCCUCGGCCAUCAAGAAUGCUUUCCAGAAUAUAUUCAGGAUGCCGUUCCGCCCGGUGCCCGGUGCACUGUCCCCCUCCCAGCCCAUCAUUGUGGGCAGCAUUCCGCAGAAGCAUCAGCAGCAGCAGCUGUCCAGCGACACGCAGGAGGACUACAAGUGGGACGACGAGAAGGAGGAGGGCGGCGGCGAUGGCAACAUCGAGGAUCUGGAGAACACGGCCGCCGAGCAGGACACCAGCGCCCAGUCCGAAGAGAAGCAUCUAUUUGCGCACAAGAACCAUCUGGGAACUGGUGGCCUGAUGCACACCAUUGGCCAUGUGGCCACCGCUCAGCAAACCACCCAGAAGCAGGCACUCCGCGAGGGCGGCAUCAUCAUCCAGCGGCUGAAGGUGCGCAAGGGCGGCAUUGCGAUUGCUGGGCCCGGGGGCGUGGCCACAGCCGGCAGCGGCGGCACAGCGAUUGUGGGUCCUGGGGGUUAUGCCCUGACACAUCCGCGCAGCCUCACAAUCGCUGGGCCAGGAGCCAAGGUGAUUUCCAUACCCGCGAAUGUGGAUCUGCAGGAUGCGCUGGCACGCACCGAUCUGCAGGCGAGAAGUUUUCCACGGGAGGGCAAAGUGGUGGCCACUGGACCGACGGUUUACUAUGCCCCACCCACGGGCACGACGGAGGAGGAGGAGGAGGAGCAGGAGAUGAUGUUUGAGUCUGAGGCUUGACUUGUGCUUUAGCUAUUUUUUCGAUAUUAGUUAGGCUUCAUUUUUAGUUGGUAUUCUCGCUAGUAAUUAAAAUAAAUGUUCGUAUUUCGUAA
Molecule: messenger RNA, 2157 nt
Organism: Drosophila guanche
Lineage: Eukaryota; Metazoa; Arthropoda; Insecta; Diptera; Drosophilidae
Exons: 4
Coding region: 212-2065 (617 amino acids)
Source: RefSeq, a predicted model, not a curated record